AUGGCGAGCCUUGGGCCACGUCUACAAUGGCGUCAGAAGGUGCGCAUACACUUCAAGGCAAUUUGCCAGGCACUCCCUCUAUCGCUUCUCAUUGUGGCGGAGGGAAGGGACCUUUACUACCGUGCCACGUGGCAGGUGACAGAGCUUCCACCGAGCGAAUUCAGCACGGGGGAUGUUGUCGCCAUCUGCAACCGUUGGUACACACUACCGACGUGGAGUCACAUGUUNUACAGCGUGCUAUCGAAGGUCCUGCUGAAGUCCACAUGGGACGAUGUGGGCGUAAUGUGGAUGAAGGAUGGGGAGCCACACAUCUGCUUCUGUGACUUUGAAGGAGCUAAGGUGUUGAGCCUGCAGGAGUUCAUAGAGACACGCAUGCCGCGCGGUAUGGCGGUGCGGAAACUUGCCGUAGACGACCCGAAUGUGGGGCGUAAACCAAGCCCCUCUGUCGUUUCCCUCUUCGCAGUGGAAGUGCAGAAGAUAGCACCACAACCAUGGUACCUGUUUUCGGCCAGCAUGCGGCGGGGGCACGAGCAUAAGUACUAUGAGUUUGCUGUGGAGAUGAGUAAACAGAGGCAGAAGAUACAUGAAAUGUCGCGAAAACACGCGUCACCUCUAGCCAUCAAGGGGCAAAAAGAGAAACUGGGCGAUAUGGAGGUAAUGCGACAGCACCUAGCGACCUUUGUGGAGGAGGGAGAAUCGUUUCACCUCUUCAACGGUUCGUUGGUCGCCUCUUUCUUGGCGACCUUUGAUCUGCUCGACAGGAAUAUGCCGCCGCCGUCCCGCUACGUGCCGCAGGACUUUGCGCAUGACCUGCCGUUCAAGUGUGUGGCGAAUUUGGAGGAGCCGCUAGUGUUCUUCAAGAAUUGA
Trypanosoma grayi is the source of this 867-nucleotide messenger RNA. RefSeq lists its product as hypothetical. The transcript has a single exon. Lineage: Eukaryota; Euglenozoa; Kinetoplastea; Trypanosomatida; Trypanosomatidae. The record is from RefSeq and is a predicted model, not a curated record. Bases 1 to 867 code for a protein of 288 amino acids.